This is a messenger RNA of Mytilus californianus (California mussel), 6283 nucleotides long. RefSeq lists its product as uncharacterized. The record is from RefSeq and is a predicted model, not a curated record. NCBI's taxonomy places the organism in Eukaryota, Metazoa, Mollusca, Bivalvia, Mytilida, Mytilidae. The coding region runs from base 203 to 6283 and encodes 2026 amino acids. The transcript is spliced from 39 exons.
UUUGUUGUGGCCUUAUAAAGAAAUUAAUUUUCUGUUUUUUACUUCUGCAGCUUGUGAAGAAUAUGUAGAUUUACCAGUGCUGCAAUCUGGUACUAUCUGUCAUCUGUACAGUUCGUGUACUGGUGUCACUUGUUGUAGCAGCUUCCCAAGGAUCAAUAGGAAUGUUAACACACAGUUAAAACUGGAUCCCUGUAACAGUAAAAUGAUCAUUGGUAUUGAGAAGUUUGAGAUUACCAUCAGCUUGUUUGGAUAUACAUAUGGGGAAGUCAAAAAUGUAAAAUUGCAUGGAGUGAUUGGUCUUGAAUUCAAGAUUGAAAACCUUGAGGAAGAAAGGAAAUUUAUAGUUGACCUAGAGAUGAGUAUAUGUAUGGAGACAAAUGGAACAUGUGAAAUAACUAUCCCUGUCUUGAUAAGUACAGCCCUACCAAAGGCACCAUGUGAUUGGAAGAAUGAUUAUGUUCAAUCAGAUUUUUCAUUCCUUGGUUUCCUGAAUGAGAAAGGUAUAGAUGUUAAUGAUAAUCUGGAUACCAAUCAACUGUCUGCCUUGAUAGAGAGGUUAGCCAUUGGAGAUUUCUUGAUGGACACACAAUGUAGUAGUUCUGCAUCUCCCUACAGCGGACAUUCAGACGGAUGGACUAAUUUAUGUGGACAGUUUAUGGCAACUCUUCCCACUGUAUCAGGCACUGUAUGUAAUGUUGGCAGUGAUUGUACAACUGUCUACUGUUGUUUGCCAGACACCAGAAUCGGCAAAAGUUUUGAGACAUUUGUGAAGUUUGAACCAUGUCUAUUCAGACUUAGUGUUGGAAUAGACAAACUAACAUUCAGUACACUCUUAUUUGAUUAUGAAUGGGGUCAGCUGACUGAAGUUUGGUUUUUUGGAUAUGUCAGAAUGGAGUUCACAGUAAGAGACUUAGAGAUGGAGGGAGAUUAUUUGAUUGAUAUGAAACUUCAGAUUUGUCGUGAGUCAGAUACAGAAACAACACCAUGUGGAGUUGAUAUUAUAAUCUUUGACAAAUACAGACUUCCCAAAUUGUCAUGUGACUGGAAUUCAGGACUAUAUUCAGAAUUCCAAGGAUUGACAACAUGGCUGACAGACAACAGUGUAACCAAGACAGAACCUCUGAGGGGAUCAGAAACAUCCAAAUUAAUGUCUGACUCUGGCAUAGCAUCUUAUCUGUAUGAACCAUCAUGUGAUCAACAGGGUAGUAUGUACUCUGGAAAUGUGGGAGGUGUCAAGAAUGAUUGUGGAACACCUGUUUCUGUCCCUGUUCUACCAUCAGGAGUUGUUUGUACUGUUUCCGCUGAUACAUGUACUGGUCUGGACUGCUGUAUCACCAUUCCACUAACAAACAAGACGAUGAACUUCCGUAUUAACAUAAACCAUUGUUACCAGGACAUUACUGUUGGAUUGGAAUCAAUGUACAGAGAAUACAAAUUACUGGAUUACACUUUUGGAACUAUGGAACAUUUCAACCUGAGAGGAGUUGGAAAAAUGGAAUACAAAAUAGAGGACUUCAUUGGUGAGGGAGCUUACUUGAUAGACAUCAGCUUUUCAUUCUGUUUAGAGACAGGAAGUUGUGAAUUUACAGAAACUAUCAUCCAGGGUGUCAAGUUCCCUAAAAAGAUAUGUACAUGGGAUGAUACAUAUAGGGUGAAAGACUUUUCACUGGAUCAAUGGAGUAGGGAGAGAUCUAUUGAUACAACCCAAGUUUACCCAGCUUAUUACAUCUCAGAACUUCUACAGAACUUGGACUUAACCAGAUACUUUCAAUUACCACAAUGUAACCGAUCUUCUGCUACAUAUGAUUCACCAAUCAAUGGCUGGAUAAAAGAUUGUAAUGACACAGAAGUCGUACCUAUUUCUACCAAUCCAAUGACAUGUCGACUGAAGUCAGACUGUGCUGCUAUCAGCUGUUGUUUAGAUGAGAAAUUUAUCAGCAAGACCUUUGUAGUGGUCUUUGAGAUAGAUGACUGUGAGAGAAAGAUAUACAUUGGAAUAGAAAAACUGAAGUUCUAUAUUCCUCUACAUGACUUUGAAUUUGAUACAUGGCAUGAAUUCAGUUUAGUAAAGACAAUCCGCAUAAGGUACAAUGUAUAUAAUCUAUGGAGUGAAGGAGUAUAUAUGGUGUCCUUGGAGAUAUCGUCCUGCUGGGAGAGGUAUGGUAGUUGUGCUUGGACCCAAUCUGUACUGGACUAUGCAAGGUUUAAAAAGCAGAUGUGUGCUUCACAAAUGGCAUACCAGAAUGCAGGCUUCUCUCUGACAACAUGGGCUACAAGUAGAAGCAUUGACAAGGAUGCUAUGACUAAAACGGACCUUACACGACUCUACGAUGAACUGGACAUUGCUUGGUAUCUAAAGAACACAUGUGACUUUGAAAUGUCACCGUUUAUAGCUAAUGGAUGGAAUAAUACUUGUAGUUCAACCAUUAACAACUUACCCAUGUUAUCCAGUGGUACUUCAUGUUAUAUAUCUGAUGUAUGUACAGAUGUAAGAUGCUGUGUUUCUGUACCAUUAUUGGGUAACCAUACAUUUGAUUUCUCACUUAAUUUGGAUGGAUGUACACAGUUCAUGGAGAUAAGUUUGGAGAAUUACAAGGAACAACUCAUGUUGAGGGACUAUACUUUUGGAGUGGAGAAUUAUCUGUGGAUUAAAGGAGUAUUGAGACUCAAGUACACAAUAGAUGAUUUGCCAGACCAGAAUCUGUACAGAGUAUCUGUUAUGUUUGAGGUGUGUACCACCAAUGGUGCACCAUGUGAGUACAGCCUCACAGUAAUGGACAGCAUUGAAUUACCUAGACCAUCAUGUCUCCCACAUUGGAGUUAUGGAUAUGCUGAAGUUGGUUUUACAAAGGAACAGUGGAAGACAAGCCGAGGCCUUGAAGAUGAUGCUACACUAAACUCCUGGCAGAUUUCCAAGUUAUUGGAAGAAACAGAAUUAGCUCUUUACCAAAACAAACCUCGCUGUAAUCGUACAAUGGGAGACUACCAAGGAUCUCAAGAUGGCUGGGUUAACAACUGUACACUAGGAGUAUCCCCUGGUGUCUUGGAUGGAGAUAUUGUUUGUUUGAUUGGUAGUAAAUGUUCUGAAGUGUCCUGCUGUGUCAAUGACCCUGAGACCAUGAGUGACUUCAAUGCCUACCUAAGUCUGGAUCCAUGUGAAUUCACCUUACUAAUUGGAGUAGAGAAAUACAGCUUCGAAGUCUCUCUCAUUGGUUUUGAUUUUGAGAAGAGUUAUGAGCUGGACCUUGGUGGUAUAUACAGAGUUAGCUUCUCUGUGGAUGACCUGAUGUACAGUGGAAUGUAUGUGGUCAACAUGACGGUCAGUAUCUGUUGGAGUAGUGGACAAGAUUGUCAGUUUGUGUCACAAGUUUUCCAGAAUACAUUGUUACCUAAACAUACAUGUGAUACACAGACAGAUUUUGCUCAAUCAGGAUUUAGUUAUAUCAGCUGGCUUAAUGACACUGGAUAUACAGAUGCCACACCACUGGUUAGUGAUGCCUUAGAUGACCUUGAAGAAGUCCUUGACAUAGUCAAGUUCUAUGAAUCUACUGGUUAUACUGUAGUUAAUGUCAGUAGUAAUGGCUGGAAUGAUGAAUGUGAAUUGGGCAUGGUAGAGUUACCAGACAUUUCUCCUGCAGCAAAUUGUACUCUUCAGCCACAUUGUACUGCUAUAGACUGUAGUAUUUUCUCACCAAGACUUGGCAGGAGUUUCCAUGCUGCUGUAGAUAUCGAUCCUUGUCAUGCUCGUAUGAUGGUGCAGAUAGAAAAAAUGAACUUCAAUGUGGGACUUCUGGAAAAACAAUAUGGAGAUUUGUGGCAAGUUUGGCUUAGAGGAAUUGUUAGAAUAGACUUCACCAUCAAUAACUUACUGAGUGAGAACAUGUACUUAGUAAACAUGAACUUGAGUGUGUGUUUUGAGUCGUCAGGGGCAUGUGAAGUUGGACCUGUGAACAUAUUUGUCAACACUUUACUGCCCAAGAAAACUUGUGAUUUCUCCAGUGACUUUGUUGUAACAGGGUUCUCCUUGGAAGCAAUGAUACAUACUUAUCAUUUAACUGAAGUUACCACACUACCUAGCUAUUUUGUACAGCAGGUUUUGAACACAGCCAGUGUGUCACAGUAUCUACUGGAGCAGUCUUGUAACAGAUUGACUUCACCAUUUGGUACGACUUACGACGGAUGGAUGAAAGGUUGUACUACUCAGUCCUUGACACUGGAAUAUAUUAAACCAACAGAGACAACCUGUUAUACGUUACCAGAUUGUACAGGGUUCCAGUGUUGUGUAGAUGCCUCUGUCAUUGGAAGGUCCUUCUUGUACAAAAUAUCUGUUGAUGCUUGUAAAUACAAAUUGACUGUCGCCAUUGAAGGGCUGGAAUAUGAACAGAAUCUCUUGACUUACAAGUUUGGUACACAAGAUAAGUUCUACAUAAAUGGUGUCUUCAAAAUGGACUACCAGAUAGAGGAAUUACCAAUAGAUGGGUCAUACUUGCUGACUGUAACACUGAGUGUAUGUUUAGAGGCCAAUGCUGAUUGUGCUGUACAGAGAGUAGUAGCUAGUAGUCUCAAGUUAGACAAACCUACAUGUACAUCUACUGGCCAGUUUGCCAUUCCAGGAUUUUCAGUGACAGAUUGGAAGGCUAGUAAAGGAUUAGGUACAUCAGAUGAACUGCCAGAGUAUGCUGCUUCUCUCCUCAUGAGUGAUAUGAAGAUAGCCAAGUACAUGAAGGAACCACAGUGUAUCAUUGCAUCACCAGGCUGGCAAUCAGGAGGUUGUCCUUUGACCAUUGACAAGCCAAUGCUCCAUGACAAUGUAACCUGCCAAGUUACCAGUAGUUGUACUGGUGUUAAGUGUUGUUUGUACACAGAGGAACUUCACCGUAACAUAGAUGUGCACCUUCUUCUGAACCCAUGUGACCAAAGAAGUUUACAGAAGUUCUACAUGGAAAAUGUUGUACGAGUAGAUUAUGUGAUAUACGAUCUGACCAACGAAUUCAAGUACCUUGUUGACAUGAAUGUCAGUAUCUGCUAUGAGUCAUCAGCACCAUGUGAAUUAGAAUCAAUGAUUUUCCAUAGUUCCGUCUUGUAUAAAAAGCCUUGUCAGUGGAAAACAGGCUUCAGAGAUCCUAAUUUUUCUGAGUCUGGAUGGAGAAAUGAGAUGAACAUUACAUCUGAUGCCCAGCUGUUCCCUGUAGACAUAGCCAGACUGACUGAGGCUCUAUAUGUUGGACCUUACCAGUCAGCCACACCUUGUCAGGGAUACAAUUCACCGUACACAGGAGCUAUUAAUGGAUGGAAAGAUGAAUGCUCAGCUUCUAAUUUGGAGAAUUUACCGUCAAAUACAAUGAAGUGCUACAUUCCUGCCACUUGUAGCUUUAUCAGGUGUUGUCAUGAAGUUAGUUUGCUGGGUACACCAAUGGAAACAGAGCUUGAAAUUGACUCUUGUAACUUUGAGCUGUCUGUCAGGAUUGAAAAACUGGAGUUCAAAGUUCCCUUCCAUGACUACCAAUGGGGAGUUGUACAAAGUAUGGACCUGUUUGGUUUGUUAACGAUGGACUUUGCCAUAGAGAAUCUAUAUGAGUCCAGACAGUUCUUGGUUUCUAUGAAUCUGACAUUAUCUUAUGAAUCUGCUGGACCUGUUGAAGCAGCUAACAUACUAAUGGACAAGGUCCUUCUAUCUAAGAAGCAAUGUGAUUGGAGCUCAGACUUCCAUAUAUCUGGUUUUUCACUGAACACGUAUUUGUUAAACAGAAACCACAGACCUACUGAUCCUUUGACACCAAACUUGUUACUACAGUUUAUGGAAGAUACCAACCUAGCACCAUUCAUGCAGGAUGAAAUGUGUAAUCAAACUGGUGCCCUGUAUAACAAUCAAUCAUGGACACAAGAUUGUGCUGCUAACCUUGCAUUGCCAACUUUAUCAGACAAAGUUAAUGGCCACAUAACUACUAUGUGUACAGGUGUGGAAGGUUGUAUAGAGAAUGAUUUGAUUAAGAGGUCAAUCCAAUUCUCCCUUCUACUGGAUCCCUGUUCAAACAGACUCAGUAUCAGUAUAGAGAGAGCAAGAUACAACAGAACACUCGAUGAUUUUGAAUAUGGUUUCUCUAAGACCCAGUGGUAUGCAGACAAUGGAAUACCAGACGGACAAGUUCUGCCUGACUGGGCAGCAUCAUCAUUCCUGAAUGACCUUCACAUUGCUGCUUAUUUACAGACAGAACAAUGUGGUCAGACUGAUCUUCAAUAUACAGAUGGAUGGAAUCUUGCAAACUUGAUUGAUGAUUGCUAA